This is a messenger RNA of Epinephelus lanceolatus (giant grouper), 2275 nucleotides long. Its product is annotated as organic cation/carnitine transporter 2-like. Gene Ontology annotation, cellular component: membrane. Gene Ontology annotation, biological process: transmembrane transport. The record is from RefSeq and is a predicted model, not a curated record. Gene Ontology annotation, molecular function: transmembrane transporter activity. Lineage: Eukaryota; Metazoa; Chordata; Actinopteri; Perciformes; Serranidae.
GUCUCGAAUUGUUGCAGUGACAAGUGAGCUUUAGUUAGGGUUAUUUUUUAAACCGGUUCUGCCCGAUUUAGUGUCUGUUUAUUGGCGCAUUAGUCGCACUGUAUUACUGUCGAACUUCUCGCACUUGGAAUCAGCGGUGUUUUCAGUCAUGUCGGGUGGAAACAUCAAAGACUUCGAUGAAAUCACGUCUUUUCUGGGAGACUACGGCUUCUUUCAGUAUCUCAUCAUGGUUGUGCUCAGUUUAAGCACAAUCACAUGCGGGUACACGGGAACGAUCGUGGUUUUCGUUUCGGAUACGCCCGAGCACCACUGCAGAGUGUCGGGCAACUCCACGCGUAACGGCACAGAUGUGGAGCAGAGCAGCUGGAUCGGACCUGACAGCUGCUCCCGGUACAAAGUGCACGGAAACUGGACGGAGACAGCGGGACCCAGCAACGACACAGAGCCAUGUCUGGAUGGGUGGGUCUUUAGCCGGGAGAGAUACACCGCCACUAUAGUGUCUGAGUGGGAUCUGGUGUGUGACAGUGCGUGGAAGGUCCCUUUUUCUACCUCCCUAUUCUUUGUAGGAGUCCUUAUUGGAUCCUUUAUUUCUGGUCACCUGUCAGACCGGUUUGGCAGAAAGCCGGUGUUUUUUGCCACCAUGGCCUUACAAACAGUCACUCCUCUGAUCCAGGCCAGCUCCGUCAGUUGGGUCAUGUUCUGUGUCCUCAACUGUCUGAGAGGAGUCGGCCAGAUAUCCAAUUACAUCACGUCACUCGUACUGGGCUCCGAGAUCCUUCGCUCGAGGGCCAGGAUGAGCUUCUCACUGCUGGGCCACAGUUUGGGUUUUGGCUUUGGAUACGCCUUGCUGCCGCUCUUUGCCUUCUUCAUACGAGGAUGGAGGAUGCUGCUGGUCGCUUCUGCCAUCCCCGGCUUCCUGUUUAUUCCAGCAUGGUGGUUGAUCCCUGAGUCUCCCCGUUGGCUUUUACAGAAAGGUCGGUUGGAGGAGGCCGAGAUGGUCAUUCGCACUGCCGCCAAAAGGAACGGAGUCCCCGCUCCUGAGAUCAUAUUCAGGACGGAUGAGUGCAUGGAGCUAACGAAAACUAAAGAUGAAGAGGAGCACACAUACUCCUUUCUGGACCUGAUACGCACCCCUAACAUGAGGAAUAUAACAAUUCUGAGUGUUAUUAUAUGGAUGUCCACCUCCAUGGUCUUCUACGGUCUCUCUCUCAAUACUAGUAACUUAAAUGGAAAUGCCUACCUCAACUGCUUCAUUUCAGCAGCCAUUGACAUAUUGACGUACAUAGCCACCUGGGUUCUGGUAAACCAUGUGUCACGACCCACACUCCUCUUCUCCAUGCUGACGUUCUGUGGCAUCAUGCUUCUAGUUAUAAUGCUGCUUCCUGAAGACAUGCAAGUCAUGCUCCAGGUGUUAGCUUUGGUGGGAAAGAUUGGAGUAUCUGCUGCUUACUGCCUCAUCUAUGUGUUUUUCACUGAGCUGAUCCCCACUGUUGUCAGGAACAUGGGCUUAGGGGUCGCCUCCACAGCUGCACGCAUAGGCAGCAUCAUUUGUCCCUAUGUCAUCUACAUGGGCGAGUACAGCAAGAUCCUGCCGUACAUUGUUUUUGGGGCAGUCAGCAUCAUGGCUGCCACUGUUAGCAUGUUGCUGCCAGACACCAGAAACAGCAAACUUCCUGAUCUUACCAGCCAGGCCAGACCUAUCAGAGGCUGCUGUUGUCCAAAGGAAACUGCUGAAGCCCAGUCAGAUGCAACUGUGAAGGCUUAAACAAAUGAGCAGAGCGCCCUCUGCUGGAAGAAAAUCACACAGCAAACAUUGACUGAUCACAGACAAAAGACUGGAAAACAAAUGGGAAGUAUUUGUUUUGUGAUGUGUUGGACAGACAUUAAUGUUGUUUAUGAGACAGAUCCUCUGAGCCUCUCAGGUUCAUUUUCAUACAUGGUGCAGAAUACUCAAUAUCAGUUGCAUCAUUGUGAAAAGAUUUUUAACAGUGUUUAUAUGUCAAGAGGCAGCUAGGCUACAUUUUCCUCAAACCACUAUAGUUUCUUGAUAAAUUAAAAAAACAGACGUCAGGGUUCAUUUAGUAUCAUGGUACAACACAGGGACCAACAGCGUUUAAACAGCAGCAGCAAAAACACUGUUGAAUUUGCCAGGGAGAUAAUGUGGCCAGUAUUUUAAUCAUGUGCAUUAUAUCCUGUGGUCCAGUGUAACACAGUGACCUUGUGUUGAAUUGUAGGCCUAAUUGUGAUGUGUUUUUUUAUUUUAGUUGAUUUUGUG